Messenger RNA from Microcebus murinus (gray mouse lemur), 1868 nucleotides. RefSeq names its product Myb/SANT DNA binding domain containing 3 (gene MSANTD3). The record is from RefSeq and is a predicted model, not a curated record. NCBI's taxonomy places the organism in Eukaryota, Metazoa, Chordata, Mammalia, Primates, Cheirogaleidae.
UGGCCGCGGCGCGCGCGGCGGGCCUGGCCGGCGGGCGCCGCCCGCCGCCCGGCGCUCGGAGCCGCGGCCUUCCGGCCGCCCUGCCUGCGAGAGGAGCCGAGGCCGCCGCGCCCGCGCCUCGCCGGCUCCCCGGUCGCCGCGCCAGCCGCGCCGCCGCUGCAGGAUAGCUAACAGCCAGGAGAAAUUUAGUGGAAAAUGCAAAACAACGAAAUUAUAAAACCUGCCAAAUACUUCUCAGAGUUGGAAAAGAGCAUUUUGCUUGCUUUAGUAGAAAAGUACAAAUAUGUGCUGGAAUGUAAGAAAAGUGAUGCGCGAACUAUUGCCCUCAAGCAACGUACCUGGCAAGCGCUUGCCCACGAAUACAACUCUCAGCCGAGCGUAUCGCUGCGGGAUUUCAAACAGCUGAAGAAGUGCUGGGAGAACAUCAAGGCUCGGACCAAAAAAAUUAUGGCCCAUGAAAGGAGAGAGAAAGUAAAACGGAGUGUCAGCCCACUUCUGAGUACCCACGUCUUGGGGAAGGAGAAGAUUGCCAGCAUGCUGCCGGAGCAGCUCUACUUCCUGCAGAGUCCUCCGGAGGAAGAGCCCGAAUACCACCCUGAUGCUGCAGCCCAAGAGAAGAUUCUUACUACUGGAAAUGUAAAGCUUCUCAAGAAAGCCUUGGAGUCACAGCUAGAAGACUCCAUGGAAUCAUUUGCUGUUUCAAAUAGAGAACUGUGCGAUGAUGAGAAAGAGUUCAUACAUUUUCCAGUAUGUGAGGGGACCUCUCAACCUGAACCCUCGUGUUCAGCUGUCAGAAUAACAGCCAAUAAAAACUACAGGAGCAAAACCUCUCAGGAAGGUGCUUUAAAAAAGAUGCAUGAGGAAGAACACCAUCAACAAAUGUCCAUCUUACAACUGCAACUGAUACAAAUGAAUGAGGUGCAUGUGGCCAAAAUCCAGCAGAUAGAGCGGGAGUGUGAGAUGGCAGAGGAGGAACACAGGAUAAAAAUGGAAGUUCUCAAUAAAAAGAAGAUGUAUUGGGAAAGAAAACUACAAACUUUUACCAAGGAAUGGCCUGUUUCCUCAUUUAACCGGCCCUUUCCCAAUUCACCCUAAGAACUUUGGGGGUGGCUCUCUUGUAAUUAAUCUGUGUUGGCAAAGAAAGUCUGGAACAUGAACUUGCGGUCAGUAACCUGUAACAGAGCUGCGACUAGGAACAUUAGAGUGGUAGUAGUCACUUAUUUAAGAAUACAUUCAGGUAAACAGCUGCACCCUAUGUACCCCUUAAGUGGCAAAGAAGCUGUUAUAGUCUUCUGAAAAUUAUCACUGAGUGCUAUAAUUCUGAAUGUAAUGUCUCUUAAUUAGAAUUCAUACAAGAACCAUGUGUGAGUGUUGUUGUUGUAUUUUUUUUUUUUAAUCAAAUGCAAGUGUGACUAUAAAGGAGUGUGGCUGAUUUUUUUCCUUUUUCUUUUCUUUCUUUUUUUAAAACAGCAGAACUUUUCCAUCAAAUGAAUGCCCUUCCAUUGAAACUGGCUGUCCUGGGAGGCCCUAGGUUUCUCCAGUAGUGAUGCUGUUGCUCAGAACUUGCUAGAGGUCUUUAGGGAACCUCUGUGAGAACUGCAGCGCCUUUUUAAUAUUUUUUUUUUUGGUGUUAUCCUCUGAGUGUGGGUUUUUUUGUUUUUAAACAGCCCAACAUUUAGGAGGAUAUUUUCUAAUGUGUCUCAUAAACUGCCUUUGAAGCCCUUUCCCCAAAGAGGAGUUCCGAAUAAUGCCUCCAACAAUGGUAGCUUUGUUGGAACUAAGGAUGUGACUACUUUGAAGGAGAAAUGUUCAUUUAGAUUUCCACGUUCUGUUAUGUUUGUUUUAUUAAAAAAAAAGACUUGCAAUUU